Molecule: messenger RNA, 2775 nt
Organism: Myodes glareolus (Bank vole)
Lineage: Eukaryota; Metazoa; Chordata; Mammalia; Rodentia; Cricetidae
Source: RefSeq, a predicted model, not a curated record
UUACAGGUGACUGAAUUUUCAAGCUGCAGAAUGCAUAGCACCUUACAAGGUUGACCAUGAUGAGCUCCCUGCAGGUGAAGGAAGAUAAGGUGCCGGUUGUUCAAUUUGUGGGCGAUGAUGAUGUCCUCAAUCACAUUUUUGAUAGAGAAGGAGGAACUAAAUUAAAAAAGGAGAAAGCUCAGCUUUUGGUCAAUCCUCAGAAAAUAAUAAAGAAACCAGAAUGUGAACUAGAGAAGAGUGACCAGGAAGUCUUAAAGGAUCAGAACUACGUGGAAGUUUUGGGAAGAAAUAUUCAAGAAUCCUUGAAAAAUGGCUCAGCUGUAGAUGGGAAGAAAGUUUAUUCUUUUCAAUCCAGAAAACAUUCUGAAGAAAUGACUAAAUUAGCUUUAGAACUAGCAAAAGCGCCAAGAAAAAUUGUUCCAAUUGACUCAAAGAAUGAUCCUGAAAUUAUGAAAAACGUCUCUCAGCAGAGCAAGGGACAUUCAACUUCAGAGAAAGUUCAGCAGGAGAACAAUGGCAAAACUGAAUUCCUGUCAACACCACCUCGUAGUCUAAGGAAAAGAAUAAUAGUUCCCACGUCUCACUGUGACACCGAGAGUGAAUACUCCGCCUCCAGCUCGGAGGAUGACGGAGAAGAGGACACUGAAGCCGUUGGGCUGUCUCAGAAGGGCCGAGCUCAGAGCAGAGGACCCCCAGCUCCUGCUCCCAAAGGGACGCCACCUAAGAAGAUGAAAAGAGACCAAGCAAGUGACUUGGUAGAAGAAUAUUUUGAAGCCCACAGCAGUUCAAAAGUUUUAACGUCUGACAGAACCCUGCAGAAGCUGAGGAGAGCUAAAGUGGAUCAGAAAACUCUGCGUAAUUUAUUGAGCAAAUUUUCGCCUUCCUUUUCUGCUGAAAUUGAACAGUUAAAUCAACAGCAUGAGAAAUUGUUUCACAAAUGGCUGCUCCAGCUACACCUCGGGUUCAACAUUGUGCUUUAUGGCUUGGGGUCCAAGAGAGACUUACUAGAAAAGUUUCGAACCUCCAUGCUUCAGGAUUCCGUGCACCUUGUCAUCAACGGCUUCUUUCCUGGGAUCAGUGUGAAAUCGAUCCUGAAUUCUAUAACUGAAGAUGUCCUCGAUCAUAUGGGUACUUUCCAGAGUGUUCCGGAUCAGCGAGACUGGAUAAUAAACAAAUUUAAAGAAGAUUCUUCUUUAGAACUCUUCCUUCUUAUCCACAAUUUGGAUAGUCAGAUGUUGAGAGGAGACAAUAGCCAGCAAAUUCUGGGCCAGCUGUCAUCUUUGCGUAACGUGUACCUUAUAGCAUCCAUCGAUCACCUUCACGCUCCUCUCAUGUGGGAUCAUGCAAAGCAGAGUCUUUAUAAUUGGCUUUGGUAUGAAACCACUACAUAUCAUCCUUAUACUGAAGAAACAUCCUAUGAGAAUUCCCUUCUGGUGAAACAGUCUGGAUCUCUACCCCUGAGUUCUCUGAUUCAUGUCUUACGAAGCCUCACCCCCAAUGCACGGGGAAUCUUCAGGCUACUUAUAAAGUUCCAGCUGGACAACCAGGACAGCCCUUCCUACACAGGACUUUCUUUUCAGGAUUUUUACCAGCAGUGCCGUGAGGCCUUCCUUGUUAACAGCGACCUCACUCUCCGAGCCCAGCUGACGGAGUUCAGGGAUCACAAGCUUAUAAGAACAAAGAAGGGAACUGAUGGUGUAGAAUAUUUAUUAAUUCCUGUUGACAGUGGAACAUUGGCUGAUUUCCUGGAGAAGGAAGAGGAGGAGGCUUAGACUGUCUCCUGUAGGUGAAGAGCCAUGUGCCCCAGCUGCUGCGUCUUAGUAAGAAUGCUGGGUUACAUCCAGCACUGGAUCAUUCUGUCCAGCAUACAAGACUGACUGUUGAAGGGGCAGAUCAUCAACUGUGAACUUUGCUGGCCGGAUUACUGUCUCUAAUACUGUGCGGUGGUCAUCGAGUUGGGGGGAAAAUGUGCCUUUAAUUUAUUACCUCUGGAGACUUCUUGCUGGAUGAACAGUGUGCUCAGGGAUUAUUUGGAACUGGAUGUUUUUGGAUUAUUUUAUUUUAUACUGAAUGCUAUCCCUAGUUUUUGAGGGCCAUUUAACGCUCCCUGAGCUGAAUUCCUACAAGUGCACUUGUUUCAGAUGCGAAAGCACAAAGAUGGGGUCACACAGAGCUCGCCAGGACGGACGGGCUCCACCUGCGUUCUCUGAAGUGAUAAAAGGUAUCCAGUGGGUUGAGAUGACCCAGCUUUCUCCUCGUGGACUUAGGCUGCACAUGCCUGGGACAGUCGGGACGAUUAAACUGAGGUGGUGGCAGAAGUGUAAGGAACAGAUAGGGCGUGUGCCAACCAACACAGCAUCUUUAGUUCAGUUAGCAUCUGUGCCAUGACCUUGAUUUUAUGAUACAAACGAGAAGCCAGGCUUAAAAAUAAAAUCCCGAUGUACAUGUUAAUAAUUGUUCUCAGGACAGUAGAAAAUAGAAACAUUUCAUUAUUCUUGUACAUUGGCAAUUUUUAUUUUCUUAAACAGCACGCAGGUAUAGCUGGCACACACCUUUAAUCCCACCGUUCAGGACUCAGGCAGGCAGACUGCUUCUCCACACAACAGCAGCAAGAUGUGAGCUUACAUUUGUAAUCCCAACACCGGAAGGGGAGGCAGGAGGAAGCAUGAGUUCAAGGCCUACACUAGCUCACGAGUUCUAGGUCAGUCUGAGCCACAGCGAUGCCUGCUUCAGAAGACAGCAGCCGCUAAAUAAACACACAGUGAUCACAUGAGA